Micromonas pusilla CCMP1545 is the source of this 574-nucleotide messenger RNA. RefSeq lists its product as uncharacterized. The record is from RefSeq and is a predicted model, not a curated record. NCBI's taxonomy places the organism in Eukaryota, Viridiplantae, Chlorophyta, Mamiellophyceae, Mamiellales, Mamiellaceae. The coding region runs from base 129 to 437 and encodes 102 amino acids. The transcript is spliced from 2 exons.
GUGGUCGGCCGCGCGGUCGUCCCGUCCUCGCGUUCGCCCCCGUCCUCGUCGCGACCGUCGUCGUCGCGCGCGAGAGAAGGCGUCGUCGCCGAACCACCCGCUCAGGUCGUCGGGAGGCGCCGAGUGCCAUGCCGUACGAGUCGUUCCCGCCGUUCGCGAUCAUCGUGGGAGCGAUCACCGCGAUGGGGGGCGUGCACUACGCCGUGCAGAUGCUCUACGAAGGGAAGCCGAAGCCGGUGGGGCAGGAUAACUUCGAUCGGCUCAUGAAGUACCGCGACGAGCGCGUGCGAGCGGAGGCGAAGCGCGAAGCCGGUGUUGUGAUGCGCGGAGGCGCGAAGAAACGCGGGCGCGGCGACGGGCCGUCGCCGGAACGGUCGCGCCGACGGCCGCGCGCGCGUAGGGAGGGUUCGCCCGCCGCGGACCCUCGCGCGUUGUAAUGUACGAAACGUGUUAGUCACACUCGAACGCGCGUGAUGUAUGAGCGCGUCGUGCCGGGUGUCGUCCUCGAUAGAGCGCCGUAGAGCGCGAGGGCGGGGAUCCCGCCUGAGAAACCAUCCAUCAGCAUCAUAUCAUC